GCAUUUUGUCUCUUGUUUAACCUGUUUCUCACCUUUCCAUAGUGAAGGAUAAUGACAUAAUUGUAAAUGUUGACAUACGGUCCAGUUUAUUUUAUGGUGUCAAAUGUACAUUAGUUAUUGUAUAUGUUUUUUAGUUACUUAGUUAAUGAAUUGCAAACACACUAAGAACUAAAGCAGAAGACUACAUUCGAAAAUAUUCCCCCCCAUUUCUUCCUUUUGUCUCCUUUCCUUCAUCUUACCUUUUUUUCCUUCUUUGUAUCCAACUCUUUUGAAAACCCUUCCAUAUCAUCUCCUCGCAGUUACUGUGCUAACUGGUGGCCACGGAGACUAUGUGGCAAGAAACAUAGCCUCAGUGUAGUCCUGCAUUAGUGAUUCGCUUGUCUUUUUAAUGGCCAGACGUUACUCACACGACCACACUGUCUCUGUCUCAGGAAAUAGAGAUCUUGCACACAACACCUUGAAUUUUUGCCCUGGAGAAAUGCUGCUCUGCACAAUUUUAAGUUUCCGAUAUAACAUCUUCCACACUGUCCCGUAUGCAUGGAAAGCCCUCCCCGGACUGGUUCAUAUGGCCACUACCUUCUCCUUGAAAUCUCUCCUUAAGAUCCACAUCCCCCGUGAUCCCUAUUGAGUUAUCAUCUAAGUGCUGAUGGUUAGGUGGAGGGACAGGUAGAAAUAGUUACGCUGUUCUGGUAGUUUUUAAAAGUGUAACUGUAUAUAUAUGUAUACAAAUUUUGUUUGUGUUUAGCUGCAUUUUUUCCAUACCCUUGUAUGUCAUUUUGCUUCCUUAGAUUGUAAGCUCCCUUGAGCAGGGCCUGUGUCGCUGUGCCUGUUUUCGUGGCGGAUGAGCCACAAACCCCGCUGGGCCCUGGCUGAGAGCCAGCGGGACGCUUACGUCCUGCUCCUAGAAGAAGUUGAGUGUCACUGAAAGGGAAGCCAGGUUGCAGGCAGUGGCUUCGCUCAGCAGUGAAGUUUUUGGUUGCAUCUUUUUAGUGUAAAACAGGACCAAUUUGUUAUUUUCUCCUCUCUAUUUUUCUGUUCUUUCCUGACCUCAUUUCAGGUCACUAACAGAGGUUCCAGCUAGUGAUAUUUUCUCUCCAUUUGGAGACCAUGACAGAGUAAACCCCAUUGCUUCUCAUAUUCUUCUGAAAAAUAUGUUUUGGCAGCAUAUCAAAAGUGUUUACAUUGUUAUUGUAGUUUUCUGUUAACCAAAAAGAGAGUUUUCUGGGUUAGAGGUGAGAGAGGCAUUAUGAGGAAAAUACGUGUUUUGCGGUUUCGUUUGGCUGGUUUUGCUGCUUGUCUUCUGGGGGGCAGCUCCUGGUUGGGCGGGAGGGUAGGAGAAGGGAAGAGCAUAGGCUCGCAUUUGUCUGUUCAGGAUAGAAGAUAUAACAUGCUAUUUGUGUCUAAAUAGUGCAGAUAGGCAGUGAAAUCUUUAGGUCACAGAACAUUCACAGCAGUAUGACUUGGGCAGCGUUAGGACUUUAUUGUAGUUUCAUAGCACAAAUUACUAAAAUGUAGACUGUACUUCAUCUGUGCCACUGACUUUUUCUGGUUACUGCAGUUGCCUGUCUCAGAGGGAGAGCAUCCAACUUCAGAAUGCAUGCUUGGAGGGGAUGUGUUUUUAGUAGUAAAGCUACUUUCUGGCUUUUGCGGGGUGUUGGGGUGGGGGGGAGAGGCCUUUUUUUUUCUUCUUCUUCUUCUUUUGUGACUUGCAGGUUUUCAAGAAUGAGUGAGCUGUAGCAACACAAACUAACCAUUAGUUGUUGCACCAAUUUUUUUGAGACAGCACCUACAACAUAAUACUAGGUAAUGUGUAGUUAUCCCAUUAAUACUAAAGAAUAAUCAAAAUAUUCAUGCAGCAAAUUAAAGUGAAGAUUUGAAAAUACUCUAAAAAUAAGACAUUAAAAUGCAUGAAACUCCUGAUGCAUUUGUUUCAGUCAUAAUUUUCAUCAUCACUAUAGAAAACAACUAUCAUUAGAGUUUCAAAAUUAAUAUUUUAAAAUAAUAAUUUUAACUCGGGUCUUAUAAAGUUUAUGUGGCUUGUGAAAAUCUUGUGUUUGAAGGGUUUUUCCUUUGGUUUUUAUUUUAACUUGUUUAUGGAUAAUUUUGUGUGAAUGGACAACUUUAUAAUGAUAUGAUUCUUAAGGAAGAGAUCCAUAAACAGAUCUGUAAACGUCUAGAUGCAAGAUUCAAAAGGUUCAUGCUCCCAAGCUUUUACUGCCAGGAAGUGGGUUUGAUUUAUUGAGCAAUUUGGGAUUUUCAGUGAAUCUGGAGAAAUCAGUGCUGGGUUAAUACUGUGGACAAGUAUGAAAAGCUUAAGUGGACAAAGUGCUUAACUUAAAAAAAAGCUAAGGUAAAAAUUUUAUUAAGACCUUUUAAGAUGUUAAAAGAAAUAUCAGUUCUGAGCUGUGGGGUUUUUUUUGUUUGUUUUUAAAUUUGGUAUGGUAUUCAAAGUAAAAUAAUCCCAGUAUUUGUGUUGAUACUUACCUUCAGGUUUUGAUGUGGGCAAAAGUAUCAAAUAUAGAUGUAGGAUUUUCCCCUGCUUUGCAUACUCUGGAUGUUAGUACCACCUCUCAGAUGCAGAAUAACUGUGAAAUCAUCGACACAGAAUAUUGUUACCUGGCAUCAAGUUUUAGCAGCAGUUUAAAAGAAAAAUAUCAGUUGAUGGCAUUCAAAAGAAAUAUUAUUAGCUCUGUCUCCAGUAAGCAUUCACACUUCAUCCCAUUUCUGUUGUCCAUUGUUUCAAAGGUGGCACUUUCUAAUGGCAUCUGAAACAAUGAAAUUGCAGAGCAAAUACAUAUAAAUGAAUGCCAAACAGUGGUCUAGCUUAAAGUGUUACAUUGUAUUUGAAGAAACCACUCACAGAGACGUCUGGGUUCAAAAGUCAUUUUUGUAUUUCAAUAUGGUGGAGUUGAUGAUGGAGAUUUGUCUGCAGGAAAAAAUGGAAGUACCAUCAAAGCAACUCUUACAGCACGCGCAACUUCGACUCCUUUGAUAGUUUCCAGUAUUGUAUAUAGGAAGAAGGUUUUCUGAUCUUCACCAGACACUGUAUUUUAGAAGAUGAGAGCAAAAGGCAUCAGGCUUAAUGAAGAAUUCUUGAAGGGUGUCCUUGUAAGUAAUUGAUUUGCAUUACAUAUUUGAAAUUCUAAUGAGAUAGCAAUGUAGUAAUAAGAUAAAGGUUGUCAUCAAGUUGUCAUUUUCACAACAUGAAGCAGUGACUCUGGGAUGAGUUUUGAUUAUGUGUGUGACAAAAUAUGGGCCCCAUAUUUGUGUUGAUGUAGCAAGGUACAGGUUUUAUGACUUGCAGUCUAAGUGUGGGGAGCUCUCACCGGUGUAAGAAGGUAUAGGAUAUGGACCACGCCUAUGACAUAUGUGCUUUUAAAACACAUUCAAACAGAGAAGUAUUGAAAGUUAGCAUGUUUCAAGGAGAAAAAUGCUAACCCUAUGUUUUCCACUGAAAAAAAAUUGGCACCUACCUGGAGAUGGGCUGAUUUUUAGCAACUUUGGGCAUAGAUUCUUAAAUUAACGGGUAACUCUCAGUAUUGAACACUUCUUCAAACCAGAGUUUGUAUUGCUCAAGAAGAGCAGCUUUAACUGACAUUCAGAAAACCCUGGGAAUCCUGAGCAGAAGGCAGUUGAGGCUCUAUGUGGGUAUUCUCCUCAUUUACACUAGUAUUAUUCUGAGUUUAGCAGAUUAUUCUCAAGUACGAAGUGCCCUUUCAUGAUACUUGUUUUUCUUUACUACAGGACAGUAAUUGAAAAGGUUUUCAAAGGCCUUUCCACGCCAGUCAAACAAGACAAUGGUAUAAAAGAAGUUGGAAAAGGAAUUGUAAGUGUUAAGGGAAACGUGGUUUUGUAGCAUUUGGAGCCAGAUGAAUGAAAUACGUUGGCAUAUGUGAGUGUCACUGGUUAUACUCAGAUAUUAAUUGAAUAUCAAACAACAUAUUGAAAAUCAUGAGUGCUUGAGGAACAGUAAAAAUUGCAUGUUUUCCCCAACGUGGUACAAUUAGGUCAAUGGAAGACUUUUCAACACUUUUAAUGUGUUCUCUCUCUUUUUCAGGAGCCAGGGAGAUGAAGGUCUUAUCUCCCUCAUCUCAAAACUCCCUUUGCUGCUAUUUCUCUUUUUUCUUUUCCUUCAGAUGUUCAUAUAUCCAUGUUAAUUAACUUCUUACAUAAUUAAAAAUAAAUGUUUUUAGAUAAUUCAUUAUAGUUUGCUUGUUUUUUCCCCUCGGUGUGAAGUGUGAGAGUAAGUGUCAGAACAGCGAAGGUUGCAAGUGUCCUAGGUCAUUCCCCUCUUCUUUUUGGUUUGUUUUGGUCGAUUGUGCUUCUUUUGUGACUAGGCCCAAUUUUCAAAUGCUGUCUCUUAAACAGAACAUCAAACUGCCACUUAAAUUCCACCUGGCUUGCAGGAUAGGAGUGGGUAUUGACUAUAUUCUCUGCUUUGUUUUUGUUCUUAAACAGAAACCAGUGUUAAACAAUGACCAUUCCUCUUUCAAGGUAGGCUGAAUUGUAAGGCUUCAGGAUUGCAGGUGCAUUUUAAAUACCUGUAUAAUUAUUUCAUAAUUGAACGUACUGUUAAAGAGCUGGUACUUGAAAAUUGCAUCUGAAGCAAGAAUUUGAACAUGCCGGUUUUCUGCCUUCCUUAAAAUUAUCUUUUGAUGGUGUGAUUAUAAUAUGUAAAUGUCACUUAUAUGUACUGAUGUGAAGAUAUUUUCAACCCUAGAAACACAAAUAAGACUUUCUUAUGAGAAAGUUUUGAUUCUUCCUUAUUGUGAAUACAUACAAGUCAUUCUUAUAAAUCAUGUAAUGAUAUUUAUAGAUAUUAGAUGUUAAAUGCUUAAUUUGUCACUAAACAGCUUUUAUGUUUUACCGAUUUAUUUUAUGUAUUUUUCCCUUUUUUGGAUUUUAGUGCGCUUUGUAUAGUUUACAAUGACCCAGGCAAUACACACGUAUUUUUACUAAAUUUUUAUGAAAGGAAGGUGUUUCAAAUGGCUUAUGUUUUUGACUGUAUUGGAAAGCACUUUUGUUAUUUCCUCCUUAUGCUAAUUGCUAAAGUAAUAAUCUCUGCCUGUUGUUUGCAAGGAUGGUAGUAAAUACAUGAUUUUGGCACUGUGACUUAAGCACAAUCCUGCAAACUGCUCAUUUGGGGUUGGGCUCCUGGAACAAGUUAAUUCCAGAUUAAGAUGUGCUCAUGGUGGCAGAUUUGUGAGGAUUAGCCUAAUUUUGUAAAUGAAAACUCAAAAUCAUUCUAUUUCUGUGUAUUUUAACUAUAAUAUUUACAUGAUGUUAUUGUAGGCUCAACUUGUUGUUUCUUACCUCUAAAUAUGAUCAUAAACAACAAAUAUGAAUUUAAAUCUUAACCUUUAAAAUUCUUACUCUGAAACAAUGCUUUAGCUAAGUUUAAUUUUUAAAUUAUUAGCAGUAUUAGACCUAGUUAUACCUUACCUACUUUUGAUCUUUGAAUAAUUUUUGUAUGUCUAUUCAUGUUUGACUAGCUAACGAAAGCAUUAGUUUUCAGUAGGCAUAACUAAUGUAACAAAGAUCCCUCUUUAACCAUCUACAAAUCAGUCACCUGUUUUUCCCCAAGAUCCUAGAGAUCUAUUCAUUGAGCAGAAUUGCUUCUAUCACAAGCAACACCAUCAUAUGAACUUCUGUAUUCUCAUCAAGCUUUCUUUUGAAAUCGGUUAGUUUUUUUCUUUCUAUUACCCCCUCCCACUGCCGUUGGAAAGCUGUCCUAGAAUUUUGAAAACUUCAUCCAGAUUCCCAUACCUACUGUUUGCCCAAAUUGCCCUUUAAAAUAGCUCCCCCCACACACACACAUUCACCCUGAGGUAUAUUUAUCAAGUUUCUUCCCAGCCAUCCUUUCACAAACUAAGCAGGGCAAGGUCUUUUGCCUCUGUAUGGAAAGUGACAAAAAUCCAAAAGGAGUACAAUGGAAAUAAGUCCGCCCACUUCUGCUAGGUGCUUACUUUCAUUCACUCAUGCAAAUUUGUAAAGAGCAAUAUCAAUUAUACUCAAAUUAGUUUCUGAUCUUUAUGCUAGAAACAAUCCACCUAUACAUAAAAUAAAAAAAAAUUCUUAAGACAGAAGCAGCGUCAAAGCCAUAUUUUUAUGUAGUUUUAAUAAAUCUCUAUGCAUAAUCACACAUAAAUACUACCCCUGUAAUUUUAGUAUUGCUUAUCUAACUGAUUUUUGCAGAUUAUUGACAAGCACAAAUUAUACCAGCAAAUGAAAGAACUUAAACUAAACUUGCAAACUGAUACUAGGGCAGGUGAUGAAACAAAGCACGUGCAUAUGCAGCAUCUAACAUUGAGGGCUAAGUUCCCAGACCUUUUGGCAGCAAGGAAGGAUGAAUGUACUGUGUUCCCAUCACUUUUCAAAAGGAAAAAUACAUGUGCCAAAUAUUUGACUGUGAUUGACUGCAGAUGCUAGACAAGGUGGGUGAUACUACAGCAUAUAGGUGCAAUUGGCAUUGUAUUAAGUUUUGCAUAACUGAUUGUGCCUGGUACAGUUUCUGUCUGUAUCUAUCUUAGGUAUUUACAAGGCAUCUAUCACCUUGGUACCUAAGCAGUUUGAAAAAUGCACCCACCACAGGAGGCAUGAUGCAGAUACAGGCAGAGGCCCAGGUCCAGAGCAGCAGAGGCAGGUCCCAGGAAGCUCCCCAACUGUGGUACCGCUGUUGUUGAGCUCCUGGCCCAUUUGUUGUGGCCAAGGAACAACUCCACCUACCUGUCAGCAGGAAGACGUUACCCCACCCCUCAAGUCCAGCUCCACUGGUGGGCAAUCUGAAAAGGAAAGAUAAUGGAAAAGGCAACGAUCCAGUAGCAGAGGUGAAACAGAAAUGGUGGGAUUUCAAAAGGAGGGAUUCUUAAAGAGCAGCACAUCUCAGGGGAGGGAUCAACUGCCAGUCCAAGUGGCAGAUGUCACUGGGGAACAAGAUGGGGAGGUUCCUGGAUCCUCGGGGCAAGCCGGCCAUCACAGAGGGAGCUCGCCGUCCACGCCGGCAGAAGAACAGGAAUCCUCGGUGCCCGCCUCUGACGAAGACUCGCCAGCCAGGACCACAGAGAGCUGGCAGUGGCCAUUGUCCUCGUCUGAAACGCACAGCAACGUUGGGGAAGAUUUUGAGGGAUUUCAAACACCAGCGCGGACUCCGGAGUGUACCAUGGACAUACAGUCUCCUGGGGAUCAGUCACUCAGUAGGACUCCUCAGUUUGAAAGUGACUCUCCUGAGGAGGAGGAGGGAAAUGAUGAAAUGAAUGAAGAGCACCGCGGUGUUGAGCCUGUCCCUAGGGAUCGGGGUUGGAGAGGGCAGCCCCAGCUAACAGAGGGAGAGAAGCUGUUGAUGGAAACCAACAGUAGGAUUGUGCAGCUGCUGGAAAAUAUCAAGAGGGAGCAUGCACAGUCCAUGGGUCUCAUGUCGCAGUCCAUGGGCCGUAUGGAGCUGCAGCUCGGCAUUGUGGCUACCUCCACAAGAGCCAUCCAUAACUACCUGUCAGAGAUUUUAGCUUUCCUCAAACAGCCAAGGACACAGGUCCUUGAGACACGUAUCUCCCAAAGAGCCACUCCCCAUGUCGAGUUAACCUGUGCCUCGACAUGGACUGGUGAGGAUGCAGUGGCAGCCUCCACUGUGUGCUUACCAGGGGGUGAAGGGACUAGCGACUCUCGAGAACCACCGCAGGCCACUCUGCCUUGUCGCAGUGGCCGGCUGCAGAGAGCCAUAACUGAGAGGGCCUCAUUGCCCAUGCCUACACGCCAGGCAAAAGGGGGAGGGAAGAAAAAAUAACCACACCAUAGGAUUUUUAGUUUUUUUUUUUUUUUUUUUUUAAUGUGCCUGUCCUUUUAAUUCUUAGCCAUAAGGCCAUCACUGGCAGAUUUCAACCAUUUCCACGUUGGCUAACAUUGUAUUCUGGCUGACUAGAUUAGUCUAACAUUUUGUAGUUUAUAUUUGCACUGUUAACAAUGUGUGCUGCUGGUAUUUGAAGAACAUUUGCCUCUGUUCUUUAACUUCAUAAGAGCAUUUUUUUACUCUGUGCCAGGCCUUCAUUGCUUUUCUUACAAAUACAAGUCAUUUCUUGAGGCAGCUGUUUUUUGAGUUUUCUUUCUCCAUUAUCCCAUCCCCUCUGAGCAAGCAUUCUGGACUUGGUGGUAAGUAUACAGGUCUUGGCAAUACUCGCCUCCAAAACUGUGUUCGAUCAGUCUUUGCCUGGUGUUUCUGGCAUGCCAGCCUGAGGUGUUGGGGUUAGCCUGUACCGGACCAUGAUCAUUCUUACCCUCUGUGGGUCUCACCAGCUCACUUUCUAAGACCCUUGGUGGAGCUAAUCCACAUGUCUUGGCUAUGUCGUAUAAUCAGUAAUGUUGCCAGGAUCAUAUCUCAUAUAUAACUUUGGGGGCCUGUAUAGUAACGUGCCACCAGAUCUAUCUAGGCACCUGACUCUCAUUUUCAAAGUUCCUUUUAUGAUGGAUCUGGUGGUUUGAUGGGCAGCAUUAUAAUUUUUCCUCUGAGAGAGUCUGGGGAUUGGAAAUAGGAGUCACUAAGCAAUGUAUUUUAUGGGGAUAAGAACCACUCCUGCAACAAAUCUGUUACGAGGAGACUGUCCCCUAUAAUUAUCAGAUAUUAAUUACUUCAGCAAAAAAAAAGAAAAAAAAAAAAGCAACUUACCUAGCAGCCAGACCUCUGGAGAAUGUAAAAGUCAUGACAUGCUGUUGGGUACUCUGCUACUAUGUCUGUGAUUAAGAGCUUUUCAUCAGAGAUGACCUACAUGUUGAAAAAAUGCAACUACUUUCUGUGCCUUUAGGCCAUCUCAUUUCCUGAGGGCUGGCACCCUGAGCAGAACUUGGGUGCAAUUGGUAACCCACAGGACAGAUGGAAGUGCACUUUGCAAUAAAUUAUUUUAUAUCUAUUGGUGCUGCCUCUCUCGGGGGAAUUUAAUAUAGUGGCACUCAAAUUGCUGUAUGCAUGCAGAGGCAUCAGACUGGCUUAUACAUGUGGUAUCCCUGACAGUUCUCUGAAAGGACGCUGUUACCAGGAGCCCCUUGAGUGGUGGUAACUACUUAUCACAGGUGUAGCAUGGCUCCUGUGUUUGACUCUCAACGUCCCUUUGUAACUUUUCGUAAAGGUUCAGAAGAGUUUGUAUGGCAAAACAGUAAUGAAUUCCUCCUCUGGCAAAUCUUAGCAAAUAAUUGUAGGCCUAAAAAUCCUCUUCUAUGAUUACAGUUGAGCUGCGCUCUCUCUCUCGCUCGCUCUCCAGUGAGCCAUGUAGCCUCUUCUUCCCUGUCUUUCUCUGAGACUGGAGUUAAUCAAAAUAAAGCAGAUAACAUUUUGUUAUUCUACUAGUCAGCCACAAAUUGCUCCCGUAUAAGUGUGUGUGCGUGUGUGCUUGUGGCUGUACUUUGCUAAAUGACCAGUUUAACAUGAAAUGCAGCUGGUAUGGCCAACCGCCAGUGUAGGCUCUUCCCCGUACAGGGCAUUUCUUCCCUACCACCUACAUCCAGCUGCGUCCUCUUGAAGAAUGUCAUUGGAGGCGUGCUGCUUUGGCCACUGUCAAUACACCUCAGACCAGGUGCAAAAUUUUUGCACCCUUUCUGUGGCUUUUUUCUCUCUCUUUUGUUAAAGCUGUUUGUAAAGGUAUCCUCAGAGAAUUUCCAAUACAAGCUUGUGAGAUUCCCCUCUCACUGGUACAAGAAACCUAUGCUGCAAAAUAUUUAAGAUCACAAGAAGGUUGGGGGAGAAGUCCAUUAGCAAGGCUGACAAAUUAUUCCAGCAUGUGCCGCCUUCUGAACAUGUGUUUCUGGUGCAUACAUGGGUUGCACACUGGUACUGUGGAUAUGAACAGCCUAGUUAAAGGCAAAGGCAAGUGAAAGUUUGUCCCAAUAUGCUUACGCCUUAUUUCUUUGGGAUGAGUUUGAAUGAAGCUAAAUACAAGUCAGCCAGUUAAUUUUCUUGGCCUAAUUAGCACAUGUAUGAUAACACAAUGAGAAUGUUUUUAUUUUACAUAGUGCUUUCACUUCAAAAGUGUGGUGCAGUUGUGGCCAGAUACUAAGAUUUUGAUGUAUUCCGCAGGACCCGCCAUGUAGCUGCUGCCAUUUAGGAUAAAUCUUACUCCACAGAGUGGCCGCUUUGGUAGCUUCAAAUUUUUUUGUUGCAGUUUUAGAAAGCCACCCUCCAGCCUACCUUUGCAUUCUGAUCAAAGACAGUAGAGCAGAGGAACAAGCUGUGCAGAUGUAGCAGUGCUGCCGUUGGAAAUAAUAUGCAAGGAACCCCUAAAGCGUUUCCUGCGAAACACCUUAAGCUUUUAACCUGAUCUCCUCUCCCAUUUCGAAGUGCUUUAGCUAGAUUUGGAAAGGCACAAAGCACCACUUGAAUGAGAGCAGCUAUAGGGUAAGAAGGACUGAGAACCUGUCUACAGACCAGAAACCUGCAAUAAACUCGUGCAGAAUGAAAGCUUUCCCAAGUGGAGAUAGCAGAUGAUAUUGGUACCAACUGAUAUUUUGGUCAGAUCCAAAAUUAGGAUCUGACUUCUAGUAUUGUCAAGCAAAAUCAGUGCAGUUGGAGGGUGUGUGUGUUUCAUCCCCUGAACAAAUAUCUUCAUGCUUUUCAAGUGUCUGUCAUAGCCUCAUCACUCUUUCCCUGUAGCUUUUUGUUGUCUGAAUGGGUGUAUGGUUACAUGUGUCUGUUAAAAAUAAAGGGGAUCAGUUCUUAAAUGGUAUAUUUAUAUUUCUUAUUUACAGAUUUUGAGUACCUAGUGCUUCAGUUUCCCAAGCUUCCUUCUCUCUGUAUCCCAAAGACCAGUUGUUUGGUCUUCUGGGAUGAUAAAAAGGGUUGGAGAGACUUAACGUGAAAUCUCUGCACCCUUGAAGCUCCUGGUGAUAGAUUCCCCUGAGUAUGAUUCUACAGUCUAGCCAUAUUUUUGCUGUAUAGUUCAAAUGUUUAUGGUUACACCAUUGUUUUCUGAUGCCUUUUGCUGAGCAGAAGUGCAGAUAUUUUUCUUUUAGAAGUUCACAGUUUGUAUUACAAAGUCUUAUGAAAUGUGAUUUGAAGUGUUUUAUUUUUGAAUACAUGUGAUGGUUUUAAGAUUUUUUUUUUUCCUUUUCUCCUUCCACUGGAUGAUUUAAAACACACAAAAAUAAAGUAGACCAAUGAAAAUA
Molecule: messenger RNA, 11142 nt
Organism: Dromaius novaehollandiae (emu)
Lineage: Eukaryota; Metazoa; Chordata; Aves; Casuariiformes; Dromaiidae
Exons: 2
Coding region: 6839-7780 (313 amino acids)
Source: RefSeq, a predicted model, not a curated record